UUUUAUUUUAUAAAUUUGCAUUUUUGUAUCAUGUUGUCACGAAGAAAAAUACUUUUAAUUCGCUGUAGCGUUUUAUUUUGGACGGGAGUUUAGCACAAAGAGGAAUGAUUUUUCACCGGUGUUAAAAAAGAGUAAUAUGACACUUUACAAAGGUUUUAAAAUGGCUCGUCUGAUGUGAAUAAGGCCCUAGCUGGUGGAAGAAAAAAAAUAGGCAUUAUCGACGCAAAAGGGAAAAGUGUCAUGCUAUAAUUUUCCUUCCCGUUUAUAGAGAAGCUGCAGUGUGUUCACUGAGCACUGGACAUUGGCAGUGAUUGGCAGUCGAGUGCGCCCUGAUUGAUCGCCGGCUCGGGUACCGUACCGAUCGAGGGGAGGAGCGAGCGACCAAAACAAAGCCGUUGAUUGGACCUCGCCUAGGAAAGGAGCACUUAGUGGGUCUGCACACAAGAAUGUUGUGUUUUCAGUAACGAUACACGUCGGGGCUUGGGAUAUAUUUUAUUUGGGGGGAACUGUGUUGUGGACUAGUAUUCUGUGACUUGCUUCCGUGGACAGUGUUUCCAAGAAUGAAACUUCGUGACUCGUAAACUCUCUGUUUAUCUUCUGCCAGAACCGUGGCAUUGUUAUCAGUAAGGAAACACACAACCAUGUGUUCGGUAUGUCAGAGGAGGGGAGUGUAUGAACAUUAUAGAAAUUUUAUUGCCGUUUUUACUAACAACCUAAUCUGACUUCUAAUGGACUUGUAACGCCAAUCUGUGGGGAUAAUUUCACUGAGACAACUCCGUAAUGAUGGAAUUCAGAGACAAACUUCUCUAUAUAACUGUGCUCGUGUGUCUAUUUGUACUAACCCCUUCCAAGGGAACAGAGAUUGUCAGGAAAUGUGACCCUAUCCGGAUAGAGAUGUGUAAAGGUCUGGGAUAUAAUGUAACGGGUAUGCCGAAUCUGGUCGGGCACGACCUUCAGCAGGAUGCUGAGCUCCAACUCCAGACCUUCACCCCUCUAAUUCAGUAUGGCUGCUCGCAGCAGUUGAAGUUUUUCUUGUGUUCAGUGUAUGUACCAAUGUGUACCGAGAAAGUGAUGGAGCCCAUUGGGCCCUGCAGGCCCAUGUGUCUUAGCGUACAGAGGCGCUGUCAACCCGUCCUUCACGAGUUUGGCUUCCCUUGGCCGGUUGCUCUCAACUGUUCCAAGUUUCCACCCAAAAAUGACCAGCACCACAUGUGCAUGGACGGGCCCGGGGAGAGUGCAGUUGAGGACAACGUCAGAAAACCGACUUUCAGGCCACCCGUACACAAGAAGGAGCACCAGUGUGGGGAAUUUCGACACUACCACAUGUAUACCUAUAUCAACCGUACGGGUAGGUGCGCGUUAAAGUGUAACGAAAACGCGGCUUUCACGACCGAAGACAAGUACUUUGCAGACAUUUGGAUGUCCAUUUGGUCGGGCCUGUGCUUUGUGUCCACGUUGUUAACCAUUCUCACGUUCGUCAUCGACUCUCAGAGGUUCAAGUACCCCGAGCGUCCCAUCAUUUUCCUGUCCAUGUGCUACAACAUUUACAGUAUUGCUUACAUCGUCCGUCUGAUUGCGGGGAGGGAGUCCAUCGCUUGUGACCGAGACACGGCCAGCAAGACCUCCAUCCUAAUCCAGGAGGGUCUAGAAAACACGGACUGUGCCAUCGUCUUUCUCCUGCUAUACUACUUCGGGUCCGCAGCUGCGCUGUGGUGGGUCAUUUUGACUUUGACCUGGUUUCUGUCGGCGGGGCUGAAAUGGACCCACGAGGCCAUUCAGCUCCACAGCAGCUACUUCCAUCUAGCGGCCUGGGCGCUACCCGCGAUUGAGACCAUCAUCAUUCUUGUCAUGAGGGAAGUGGACGCUGACGAGCUGACGGGGAUAUGUUAUGUAGGAAACCAAAACACACAGACAUUACUGGGGUUCUCUGUGGCCCCUUCAUUAGUCUACCUCGUCGUCGGCGUCGCUUUUCUCAUCGCCGGGUUUAUAGCUUUAUUAAGGGUCCAAUCCCAGGACCGUGUGAACGGGGUGAAAUCCGCGAAAAUUGAAAACCUGAUGAUCCGGGUGGGAAUUUUCAGUCUACUUUACACUAUCCCUGCCGCAAUAGUCAUAGCGUGCUUAUUAUAUGAAUAUGCGAGCAGAGACUCGUGGUAUCUAAGAGAUACUAUCCAUAGUGAACCAAAGAUGGAAAUCUUCAUGUUGAAGGUUUUUAUGACACUUGUGGUCGGGAUCACCAGUGGUAUGUGGAUCUGGUCGUCUAAGACCAUCAAUUCGUGGAGAAAUUUCGCGGUCAAAUUAACUUUCCAAAAUAGCAAACGCGAAGUUCGAAAGACAAUUGAAUAUGGCGUUCCUACCCAUCAAUCCCAUCAAUACCACCCCGUGCCAGUCAAACACGUCAGUAGGGUGGUCCGGAAUGAGAAAUCCAAACCUAAACGGACAAAAACGGACGGUCAAAUUGUCGUCUGAUUUCAUGUGUUAUCCAUCAUUACUUCACGGCUGGGUAUUAUUGUUUUUACAUUAAUCAAUGGAUUAUUUGUUUGUUUGAGUGAAUAAUGAGAAAAUGCAGUGAGCAAAGAAAUACUCAAAUUGCUAGUUGUGCGUGGAAAAUGUGCUUAAUGUAUGUGUUUGUUUUUCAAAAGUGAACUUGAAGCCAUUAGAAAAAACGAGAAUAUUUCCUUACGUAUUAUGCGAUAUUGCAUGUUUUGUUAUUCUGAAAAAAAUGAAGAAAAAUUAUCGUGUCUCUGUGUUCGUUUCCAACCGCUAUAGAUGUCAGUUUUUUAAAAUGCCAUGCAAAGUUGGAGAGAAAUUUACAACCGACUGCUAAAAUGUUUUUCAAGUGAUUCUGAAAAUUUUUAUUGUGUGCAUGUGUACAGAUUUCCUCCUGCUACGCCGAGUUCAUGCGGCGACAGACAACAAAACGCCGGUAUUUUUGUUUUACUGUUUCUCUCGCAGUGAGCCCUCUCCAUCUUCUCUCUUUUUUGACACGUGUCUGAAUGGAGAUGCAUUAACUAAGCCAGCUACCUCUCUUGUUCAAAUUCUGGAAACAAAAAUAAUACACGGAAAAUACAAAUAUUUGAUCUACAGUCGAGCCCUAAUCAGUCGGCACUGUGGCAUGUCCAAUUUCCACUCUCUCUACACCGCGCCUCCUGGCGAUAGAUUGAGGAAAACAAUACGUUACAAGCAUUCUAACCAAAAAUUUCAGUUGGCAAAAUAACACUAGUCACAUUGAGACUUGUUAUUGUAUAAAUAUGCUAUCUUUUUUCCCGUUACUGCAGUGAAGAAAACAUUUUGAGGGUGCAUGGUGACUGUGAGGAACUUUACGAGUGAGCUUUUGUUAAACAGCGGACAACAGUAUUGUAACUGUCGGGGUUUUUUUUCCCUCUCAAACAGUUACACUGUUUUAAUGUAUAUCAGUUGUUAUUUAUGGAUCUUGAAAAAUUACCAAUAAUUUUGAAAAGAAA
Magallana angulata is the source of this 3461-nucleotide messenger RNA. Its product is annotated as frizzled-4-like. Gene Ontology annotation, cellular component: plasma membrane. The coding region runs from base 781 to 2466 and encodes 561 amino acids. Gene Ontology annotation, biological process: canonical Wnt signaling pathway; non-canonical Wnt signaling pathway. The record is from RefSeq and is a predicted model, not a curated record. Gene Ontology annotation, molecular function: Wnt-protein binding; Wnt receptor activity. The transcript has a single exon. NCBI's taxonomy places the organism in Eukaryota, Metazoa, Mollusca, Bivalvia, Ostreida, Ostreidae.